AUGCGACGCCCGGACCCUAUGAAGACGUUCCCGUCGCUCCUGGCCGCUGCUUCCGCACUCGCUGCUGCCACUGCCAUGACCACGGACCUGCCUUUGUCUCUGAACUCCAACGAGCAGCAAACGUGGGAGGCGUUCAACGACUACGCACUGGAGUACAAGAAGGACUACCUCUUGACCGAGAGCGAAGACGACUUGGUCCAGCUCCGUUUUCGAGCGUUUGCGACGAACUGGAAGCGCAUUCAGCUGCACAAUGAAGCGUACGAACGUGAAGAAGUGAGUUUCACUCUCGGUCUGAACGAGCUCGCGGAUCUCUCGGAUUCCGAGUACAAACAGCGGCUCCAGUAUCAGUACCGGCACCACUCGAAGCGCAAAGCUCAAGCUGUCGAGACGUUCGCCAAGCCCCACGACUUUUCCGAUGUGCCGGAGACGUGGGAUUGGCGGACGCACAAUAUCGUGACACCUGUGAAGAAUCAGGGCCAGUGUGGCUCGUGCUGGGCCUUCUCAGCUGUCGCCGCCAUGGAAUCAGCCUAUGCACUAAGUACAGGCACCCUUGAGUCCUUUUCUGAGCAAGAGCUCGUGGACUGUACGCUUGGAGGAAUUGAUACCUGCAAUCACGGUGGCGAGAUGAGUGAAGGGUACCAAGAGAUCAUCGAUCACCACGGGGGUAAAAUUGACCGGGAGACGGACUACGAGUACACGGCCGAGUCCACAGGCGUGUGUAACGCCAAGGACGACAAAGCCGUGGGCCACUUUACAGCAUUUGCCAACGUGACAUCGGGGGAUGAAGAGGCACUGCAGGCUGCCAUUGCUACUAAGGGCGUCCAAGCAGUGGCUAUUGACGCCAGCAGCUUUACGUUUCAACUGUACCGCCACGGUGUCUACAGCUGGCCGCUGUGUGGCAACGCACCAGAUGCACUGGACCACGGUGUGGCAGCAGCUGGCUACGGUGUUUUCAACAAGAAACACUUUUGGCUCGUUAAGAAUUCGUGGGGCGACACGUGGGGCAUGAAGGGCUACAUUAUGAUGAGUCGCAACAAGAACAAUCAGUGCGGGAUCGCCACCGACGCGUCUUAUCCUAUUAUGACCAAGGAGACGAGUGGUGCUGCGAUUGAGGACCAUAUCGAGGUCCAGGAAAUGAGCGAAGUUGCCAGUGUCAUGUAA
Peronospora matthiolae is the source of this 1161-nucleotide messenger RNA. NCBI's taxonomy places the organism in Eukaryota, Oomycota, Peronosporomycetes, Peronosporales, Peronosporaceae. The record is from the annotation of a GenBank genome assembly.